GUAGCUUUCGAAGUUUUCUUAAAAUUAAAGCGACAGAUUAAGCAAAUAUGAAGAAAUAAAUCGAUAACAUGAAGUAGAGAGGUAGAUCAGAUCCAACCCCAUCCAACGAGAGAGAAAGAUGGAGAAGAUGAACCAUGCGUUUGAGAAGAUGAAAAUGCUGGUAGGAAUGGAGGGGGAUGACGACCAGCAACAGCCUGCAUUAGAAGAAGGGAACUCUUUCUCUUUCAUGGACGACUUCAAUCGCCAGUGCACCUUGACCACCAAGCAGAGGUUUUAUGGGUUUGCAAUCUGUUUGGUUGCUGGUUUAACUUGUACACUCCUGUCAAUCCUUGUUUUCUUCCAUCCAAUCAAGUUCGGAAUCACAUUUACAUUUGGCAAUUUGCUUUCACUUGGAAGCACCGCAUUCCUCAUUGGCCCUAAAAGGCAGGUGUCAAUGAUGCUUGAUCCUGUUCGGAUAUAUGCAACGGCCAUAUAUCUUGCAAGCAUGAUUAUUGCUCUGUUUUGUGCUUUCUAUGUUCAUAACAAGCUAUUGACACUUUUGGCCAUCAUUUUAGAAUUUGGUGCACUGAUUUGGUAUAGCUUGAGCUACAUCCCUUUUGCGAGGUCCAUGGUCUCAAAGAUCAUGUUAGCAUGUUUCGACACUGAAUUUUAGGCUGAUUUGCAAGAUGAUCUUAGAUGAAUCUACCUGCAUACCACAAAGAAGGGAGGCUUAGUCCAGAGAAGGUGUAUCACUCCAUAAAACUGAAGCAUGAGAUGUCUAUGUAUGAAUACUGAUCUCAAGUACAAAUUUUCCUUGCAAACUUCCUUCUGUUGUUAAUUUUCUUAGAUAUAACGAGAUACUGCCCUGUUCACUGAUAAGAGUGCUCUGGUUGAACAAGUUUUAUGAGUUUGUUAUAAAUGUAAUUAGGCUAUUUAGUGUGAU
Molecule: messenger RNA, 922 nt
Organism: Theobroma cacao (cacao)
Lineage: Eukaryota; Viridiplantae; Streptophyta; Magnoliopsida; Malvales; Malvaceae
Product: Got1/Sft2-like vescicle transport protein family
Biological process (GO): vesicle-mediated transport
Cellular component (GO): membrane
Source: RefSeq, a predicted model, not a curated record